Molecule: messenger RNA, 4594 nt
Organism: Alligator mississippiensis (American alligator)
Lineage: Eukaryota; Metazoa; Chordata; Crocodylia; Alligatoridae
Gene: METTL25
Product: methyltransferase like 25
Exons: 12
Coding region: 2215-4275 (686 amino acids)
Source: RefSeq, a predicted model, not a curated record
GUAAUGCUUUUGUUUCUAUACUAAUGUUUAUUUUAUGAUUUAGUGAAAAUGUGUUUUAGGCUUUUUCUUCUUCCCAACCACAUUAUUACAGAAAUGCUACAAUUAUAAUCUUCUACUUAUUUUUUUCAUAGAUUCAUUAUGGGAAAGUAUAAUGAAGUGGUUAUCCCUGUUUUGUAGGAGGGAAAGGAUGUUUACAAAUAAUUAAAAUUAUUAAGUGCCUGAUGCAAGGAUUAUUUUGUGCCUGCUAUCAUUAUAGUGACAAAGGACUUUUUUCUCUAAGUUUCAUUAUUCUUUAAUGAUGUAAGAGUGCAGUGUGUUUAAGGUAAGAAACUAUAAGGAAUAUAUCUAACCAGACACUGAGGAAGAAAUUGAUUAGAAACUGGAAUAUGUUUUUACAGAUAAAGAUUUUCUUGGCCGAUACCGAUAGCCAGUGAUUAACCAGCCAUAUCAGCCAAUGCUAAUCUGAUAACCAAUAUUUAGUAAUAAUGCAAGGCAUUUUAAACUACUGACAUUUUUGUUUUGUUUUGCCUUUCUCACACCCCUCCCCCCCCGCCUGUUCUAUCCCUCGAUGAGGAAGACAGUGGCCACCUUAUUCCUAUGCAUAUCUCCCCCUUGCCUAUGGCUCCUACCUGCAGCCCUGCUCCCCAUAGAGCCCCUGCUGCGGUCCUGGGCAGGCAGAGUGGAUCCUCAUGUGAACAGUGGUGCCAGGCACAUUUAGAGCCCCAGAGCACACUGCUGCUUCAGUGCUGGUGAGUCCCACACAGCCAAGCUCCUGCAGCCACCAGGGAGAAGUCGCUUUUGCAAAGGUACCCAGUGCCUGGUGGAAAGGAAUAUUCCUUUUGUAGCACCCUACCCUGCCCAUGCACCCCCUCCCCCUCCUGCUGCUCUUCAGGACCUGUAGUCUUCCACAGGCUUGAGCCAGCAGUGAGGUGCAGGGACCAAACUACACGCGCUAGAGUGCUCUGGGCAUGCAGUCCUAAUUAUCGGCUACAACAAUCAAAAAAAGAUGAUAGCCAAUAAUAUCAUUUCUCCUUUUAUCAGUGCCAAUUCGAUGGCCAACCAAUAUAUCGGGGCAUGCCUAGUUUUUUACCAUAUGUCUAAAUGAAGAUAAAAGUUCAUACAUUCAUAGAUUCAUAGACUGUAAGGCUGGAAGGGACCUCAGUAGAUUAUCGGGUCCAGCCCCCUGCACCAAGCAAGAAAGACAACUGUGGUCGAAUGACCCCAGCGAAGUGACUGUCCAGUAUCCUCAUGAAGAUUUCCAGGGUAGGUGAUUGCACCACCUCUGGAGGGAACUUACUCCACAGUCUGGACACCCUGACUAUGAAAGUUUUUCCUAAUGUUGAGUCUGAGUUCAUUCAAAUCAGUUUCUCAUUUAUCUUUCACAUGUUAAAGAAGUAUUUCAAAAUAUUGUAAUGGAUACCAUUAACAUACUAUAUAAAUUCUAAAACAUCUUUAAUUUGGGAUUAUUAUAUGAAAAAGAAUGAGACAAAUGAAUUGUGUUCAAAAAAGUUUUUUCAUGGUAGACAAUUGCCCUGAGAACAGUGCAUUUUUUUAAAAGGUAGUAAUGGCUAACAAGACUAUAUUUUUGGAAUCCUUGUCUUUAUGGCUCAAGACUGUAUGCGAGUUCUAAAAAUGCUGAAAGGAUGUUAAUCUGCUAGAAAACAGAAUUAGAAUUAGAAACAAAAUAAAUAAAUAUAUUUUGCACCAGAUAGGAGAUUUCAUAGGUAUCUGUGACGAGUGUAGGUGUUAUAGGGCUUGCUGCCACUGCCCUGAGCUCAUUUUCCUACAGGCGGUGACAGGGUGGACAUCGGCUUCGGAUCACCUGGUCUGCCAGGAAGUUGGUCUUAUGUUUCUUGCCUGCCAUGACUUUGAUGACAUUAUAUUGCUAGGAGGCAAUGGCCAAGGUGAUCCUACCCGGUCUCAAUCCCUGUUUUCUUCUCUGGGGCUCCAAACCUCCCCGUUAUCCUACCUUAGCCUCUCCAGAUGGCAUUCGUAGUUCUCUGCAGCCAGAUCUUAAUGCUGCCAGUUGGUCUGUUGUUCUGACCUCUGCCACCAGGGUGACCGUCAGCUUUAGUUAGGUGCACACCCCUCCAGGGGCUGGCCUUGGCCUGCACUCAAAUAUCCAAAAAAAAAAAAAAAGAAAGCAAAACCUGACUGCUCUCAGUCUCUUUGUCAGACUCGGUCCAUGUCCCCUUCACCUAGGGUCAGGCUCUCAUGUCCCAGUCACAACAAAAAAAACCCCAGUUAAUCCAGUCACUGUUCUGCACAGGCCUGCCCUGGCUUACUCGUGAGCAUUCACAGUCCCAAUGGGAUCUCUCCCACGUGCAGCAAGGCUCUAACCUCAAAACAACAAUCCUUCUGGCCUCUCCCCCGGAUCCUCAGCUGUCGCUCCACUCCAGGGAUUAUCAAAAGCCUUGUGUGUGCCGGCCUCCACCUGCUUCCUUCUCUGGGUCACACUCACAGUGUUUCUUUGGCAGGUUUUGCAACACUUGCCUGCUGGGAUGCUCAGCUCUUCUUCUCUCUGCAGCUGGCAGGGAAUCAACCCCAUUCUGCCCCUCUCCAGGACUGGAAAUACCUCUGAGCAGCCUCCCUUCUCCAGUCUGGAGCAAGAUGCUGCUCCGGAAGUGUGGUGAUUGUUUCUCUUCCCUUCCCGUCUCCAGCUGCAGCCACACCUGCCCUCCAUGCUAUGACUGCGAAUUUUCUACUGUAUUCUGUGAAAAGACUCAAAAGUUGGUCAACAUGCAGGCCUUUGUCUUGGCUGCUAAAUACCAUUCUGUGCCAGACCUUGAAGUGUGCACCCCAUUAGAACAGAUGCUUGAAGCACUAAAUGGAAAGCAAGAAGGAAGAUCUGAGAUGAAAACAGAUGAGUUUAUGAAUGAUAAGAAAUCUCAUGAAGUUCAGGUGAUGUCACAGUUAGUAGACAGUAUUGCAGAUUUUUAUGGCAUCAAGCAGGUGAUUGACCUUGGUUCUGGAAAAGGCUACCUGAGUUCCUUUUUGUCCAUGCAAUAUAACUUAAAGGUUUAUGGAAUUGAUUCCUCAAGCACCAAUACUCAUGGAGCUAGUGAACGGAAUAGGAAAUUGAAGAAACACUGGAGAGCCUAUCAAAGUCGGGCAAGAACAGGUGUCAAAGGCCAAGUGGUGGAAGAGGCAAAGGAAGGGCCAGUGGAGGAUGAAAUGAAAUGUAAAUCAAAUAUCAAUGAAGACCUCUUAAAUGCUAACAACCAUCUUCAUGGUGAGGAUCAUCUGGCUACUUCAGCUUCAAUUCCUCUGGAAAGUACUGGAGUUUUCACAGACUCUGAAAUGUCUCAAACCAGCAAACAAACUGAACUUCAUGGAGUGGCACAGCUACAGUCUUAUAAGAACAAACUUUCUGAAAAUGCCUUUUCUAUUAUGAACAUCCUGCCUAGUGAUGCUAUAGAAGGUACUUCUUCAUCCAAAAAUAACUACCUAGAGCUCUCUGAAGAUGAAAAAGAACAAAGAAAAAUGGCCUCCAUCAAGGCCAGAGCGAGCAAGUCAAAUGAAUCAAACAUUUAUUUUCCAUUAACCUCAUAUAUCACUGCGGGAACAGAACUCUCUGACAUCAUUACAGAUCUAGAGGACUGCAUAAUGGUGGGUCUACAUACAUGUGGAGAUCUUGCUCCAAAUACACUGCGAAUUUUUAUUGCUACACCUGAAAUCAAGGCAGUUUGUAGUGUGGGCUGCUGCUACCAUCUGUUGUCAGAACAGUAUGAAAACCAAAAAGAUUGCAUGGUGGAAAUGUGGGGGUUUCCUAUGUGCCAGUAUUUAAAGGAAGAGCGCUGGUGCUGUGGUCGCAAUGCUAGAAUGUCAGCAUGCUUGGCUUUGGAACGGGUUGCAGUUGGCCAAAUGCUGCCUACAGAAUCUUUGUUUUAUCGAGCUGUUCUACAGGUUAUCAUAGAAGAAUGUUAUGGUGUCACCAAAAGCGAUCAUCAUGUUGGGAAAAUUUUCUCCAAAUCUUCCUCCUUCCUGGAUUAUGUCAGAAAGUCUCUGAAGAAGCUUGAACUGGAUGAGUCAAAGCUCCCAGACAGCCGUAUAAUGGAUUACUAUGAAAAAUACAAGCCUAGAAUGAAUGAGCUGGAAGCAUUUAAUAUGUUGAAAGUUGUUCUGGCUCCCUGUAUAGAAGUGUUGAUACUCCUGGAUCGUCUUUCUUACCUCAAAGAGCAAGACAACAUUGCCUGGUCUGGACUGGUGAAGCUAUUUGAUCCUGUGAAAUCCCCCAGAUGCUAUGCAGUUAUUGCUCUGAAGAAACAGCAGUGAUUUAAAGCUGAAGCAAAUUGUAGAUAGGUUUAAAGCUGCCAACUUGAUAUCAUUACUACCUUUUAACCUCACUUUUAUCAUUUUAAGUUAUUAUCCAAGUCCCAGGGUACUGUGUAUUCCACAAUUGUUUUGUUUUUACCUGAAAAAAUAAAGCAUUGAAUAAAUAUAUGAAUUAUUUGGAAAUAUAUCAACCACAAAGCUGCAUCAAAGACAUUUUAAAUGUCACUAUUACUUUAGCAAGGUAAAGUUAAGAAUUAAUUUUCACAGAAAAAAAAUAGGGAUAUAUAUCCUACAAUUAAAUUUCUUUUAGCAAAAUUGA